CAACCCAUUCAAUCUCUCUCUCUCUCUCUCCCUCUGCUUCUUUCCGUCUUCACUGUCACUGUUUUUCUCUCAUUUUCCGAGGAAAAUUUACUGAGCCAAACAGAGCCUUCAAUUUCAAGUCACUUUGAAUGUUAUGUUUGAACAUUAAAUCACUUUGAAUCUGUUUGAGAGAAGCUGCUCCCAUAUUAAAAUCCAAGGACACUUCUUUUUCACUCCUUUGUUCUCUCAUUCACAAAUCGCACAGGAAAAAUAAAUAAUUGAAGUUUCUCUCUGAGAAGUAUACAUUUAUUUGUCCUUAGAUGGCAUUGGAAAUGCUGAACAGCCAGCGGUUUUUCAUGGGGUUAAGGCCGAUCGGAAAAUCGCCGGCGGUUUGAUGGAAUCGACACUCUUUAGUGCUGGAGCUUUAAACAUUUCAUGGAGUUUAUAAUUUGUUGCAGUCCAUGUUUGCUCACUAGAUUUGAUAUUAAGCUCAGACUUGCAGUUGUUGUUUUUGAGAUAGCAGUUUUAUUUUUAUGUUUUCAAGCUGCUUAUGCGGACACCCAAGAACACCCAAUUCAAUGGCGAGGAUCAGAAAGUGAAGGUGGAAACAUCGUCUCACAUUCAUGCAUUCACGACCAGAUAAUUGAACAGAGGAGGCGACCUGGUCGCAAGGUGUACUCUGUUACCCCACAGGUUUAUGAUCAGUCUAUUAUGUCAAAGUUCAUUCAUCAUAAAGGAAGGGCAUUGCUUGGAAUUUCAGAAUUGCAACUGCGGCAAAAGGAUGCAAAGCAACCUAUUAGGAUUUUUUUAAAUUAUGAUGCCGUUGGACUCUCACCUGAUAGAGAUUGUCAAAAAGUGGGCGACAUUGUGAAGCUUGGGGAACCAGCUGUGACUUCUCUUCCUGGCACUCCUCCUUGCAAUCCUCCACUUUAUGGUGACUGCUGGUAUAACUGCACUUUGGAUGAUAUAUCAGGGGAAGACAAAAGGCGUCGCCUUCACAAGGCUUUGGGGCAGACAGUUGAUUGGUUUAGGAGGGCAUUGGCUGUUGAGCCUGUGAAGGGGAACUUGCAGUUAAGUGGAUAUUCUGCUUGCGGACAAGAUGGAGGUGUGCAACUUCCACAUGAAUAUAUUGAAGAGGGAGUUGCUGAAGCAGACUUGGUUUUGUUUGUGACUACGAGACCUACCACAGCCAACACUCUUGCAUGGGCAGUUGCAUGUGAACGUGAUCAAUGGGGUCGUGCAAUUGCUGGACAUGUGAAUGUUGCUCCUCGCCAUUUGACAGCUGAAGCAGAGACAUUACUUUCAGCUACACUAAUUCACGAGGUGAUGCAUGUUCUUGGUUUUGAUCCCCAUGCAUUUGCGCACUUUAGGGAUGAGAGGAAAAGAAGGCGUGGUCAGGUUACUGAACAAGUCAUGGAUGAAAAGCUUGGGCGGAUGGUAACACGAGUGGUGCUUCCACGUGUUGUCAUGCAGUCACGGCAUCAUUAUGGGGCAUUUUCUGAGAAUUUUACGGGUUUAGAACUUGAAGAUGGGGGAGGACGUGGCACAUCAGGGUCACACUGGGAAAAAAGGCUUCUAAUGAAUGAGAUUAUGACAGGAUCUGUGGAUACAAGAUCUGUAGUUUCAAAGAUGACGUUGGCUUUAUUGGAGGACAGCGGUUGGUACCAGGCUAACUAUAGCAUGGCGGACCAUCUUGAUUGGGGUCGCAACCAAGGAACUGAUUUUGUGACCUCCCCUUGCAAUCUUUGGAAGGGGGCAUACCAUUGCAAUAGAACUCAGUUAUCAGGCUGUACAUAUAACAGGGAGGCUGAGGGUUACUGCCCUAUUGUAAGUUAUAGUGGGGACCUCCCUCAGUGGGCUCGUUACUUUCCACAGCCAAAUAAAGGUGGGCAGUCCUCUUUGGCUGAUUAUUGUACCUACUUUGUGGCUUACUCUGAUGGGUCAUGUACAGACUCUAACAGCACGCGGGCGCCUGACAGAAUGUUGGGUGAAGUUCGAGGGAGUAGCUCCAGGUGCAUGGCAUCAUCUUUAGUACGCACUGGCUUUGUGCGGGGUUCUGUGACCCAAGGAAAUGGUUGUUAUCAGCACAGAUGUGUAAACAACUCUCUUGAGGUUGCAGUGGAUGGUAUUUGGAAAGUUUGUCCUGAAGCUGGUGGGCCAAUUCAGUUCCAUGGGUUCAAUGGUGAGCUGAUUUGCCCUGCUUACCAUGAACUGUGUAGUAUAGGAACAGUUUCUAUAUCUGGACAUUGUCCUAGUGCAUGCCAUUUUAAUGGAGAUUGUGUUGAUGGAAAGUGUCAUUGUUUCCUGGGAUUUCAUGGUUAUGAUUGUAGCAAACGCUCCUGCCCUGGUAAUUGCAAUGGGCAUGGCAUAUGCCUUUCAAAUGGGAUCUGUAAAUGCCAAGAUGGUUUUACUGGAAUUGACUGUUCUACUGCUGCUUGUGAUGAACAAUGCAGCCUUCACGGUGGGGUCUGUGAUAAUGGAGUUUGCGAAUUCCGAUGCUCAGAUUAUGCAGGCUACACAUGUCAGAAUAGCUCCGCACUUCUCUCUAGCCUAUCUGUUUGCAGAAAUGUGCUGAAGAGUGAUAUGUCUAGUCAACAUUGUGCGCCCAGCGAAUCAAGUAUAUUGCAGCAACUAGAAGAAGUAGUUGUAAUGCCCAACUACCAUCGACUAUUCCCUGGUGGUGCCCGAAAGUUGUUUAAUAUCUUCGGCAGCAGCUACUGUGAUACAGUCGCUAAGCGAUUAGCCUGCUGGAUCUCCAUACAAAAGUGUGACAAGGAUGGUGAAGACAGACUUCGAGUGUGCCAUUCGGCGUGUGAGUCAUAUAAUUUAGCUUGUGGAGCAUCACUGGACUGCUCAGACCAAACCCUCUUCAGCAGUGAAGAGGAAGGCGAGGGUCAGUGCACGGGCUCUGGAGAGAUGAAGGCAUCAUGGUUGAAUCGUCUGGGGAUCAGGUUGUUUUCAAGUAGUGCUUCUCUCAAAGGGACAUCGGCAUCUGUAAAAUAUAGGCAGCUAUAAUUUUUUUUUUUAAUUUUUAUUUUGGCUUGUAAUUAAUUCAAGGGCUCCAUUUUAGGAAAAUGGCGGCGUGCGAUGCAGGUCUGUAGAUUUAGGUGGUUGUCCUUCACUCAUCCCAAAUGCCAUUUAAGAAAUUUUGGGUGAGAGAAGCUUCCAAAGAUGAAAGCAGCUUGUAGAGAUUUGGAAAUGUAUGUAAAAAGAUAGGGAGAGAAAAAAAGAAAGGACGAAGAAGGGUUGUUGAGGAGUUAAAGAGGUUGGGCCGAAGGCCUUUUGAAGAAUGAAAAAUCUCGAGUUUUCUUGCU
Molecule: messenger RNA, 3293 nt
Organism: Manihot esculenta (cassava)
Lineage: Eukaryota; Viridiplantae; Streptophyta; Magnoliopsida; Malpighiales; Euphorbiaceae
Exons: 17
Coding region: 415-2994 (859 amino acids)
Biological process (GO): cell adhesion; proteolysis
Cellular component (GO): membrane; cytoplasm
Molecular function (GO): metalloendopeptidase activity
Source: RefSeq, a predicted model, not a curated record